Messenger RNA from Tripterygium wilfordii, 1451 nucleotides. RefSeq names its product probable cinnamyl alcohol dehydrogenase 9. Lineage: Eukaryota; Viridiplantae; Streptophyta; Magnoliopsida; Celastrales; Celastraceae. The record is from RefSeq and is a predicted model, not a curated record. Gene Ontology annotation, molecular function: zinc ion binding; cinnamyl-alcohol dehydrogenase activity. The transcript has 5 exons. Gene Ontology annotation, biological process: lignin biosynthetic process. The coding region runs from base 68 to 1144 and encodes 358 amino acids.
UCCUUCACCACACACAAACACAAACACAAUCGCAUAGAGAAGAAAAUACAGAGAGAGAGAGAUAGGAAUGGCGAAAUCACCAGAAGUAGAGCUCCCACAAAAGGCUUUUGGGUAUGCUGCCACAGAUGGAUCUGGAAUCCUCAAACCCUUCCAUUUUUCUCGAAGGGAAAAUGGAGAUGAGGAUGUCACAAUCAGAAUCCUUUUCUGUGGAAUUUGUCACUCUGACUUACAUCAUUCCAGGAAUGAAUGGGGUUUUGCCAAUUAUCCUAUGGUUCCUGGGCAUGAGAUGAUUGGGGUUGUGGCGAGUGUUGGGAAAGGUGUAAAGAAAUUCAAGGUGGGGGAGAGGGUUGGGGUCGGAGUCAUGGUGGGUUCAUGCAAGACUUGCCAUCUUUGCGAGACGAACGCGGACAAUUACUGUCCUGAGAUAGUAUUUACUUAUAACUCUAUCGACUUCGACGGGACAAAAACUUACGGUGGUUAUUCUGAUAUAAUCGUAGUCAAUGAACACUUUGUGCUUCGCAUCCCUGAGAACCUGCCGUCUGAUGCUGCUGCACCGCUGCUAUGCGCGGGGGCGGCAACAUACAGCCCCAUGAAAUAUUAUGGAAUGAACGAGCCAGGAAAGCACUUGGGGGUUGCAGGACUUGGCGGACUUGGUCAUGUUGCGGUGAAAAUUGCUAAGGCAUUAGGGUUGAAAGUUACUGUUAUUAGCAACAACAAAGACCAGAAGAGUGAAGCAUUUAGGCUUGGGGCUGAUUCCUUCAUUGAUAACACUGACCAAGAACAGUUGAAGGAAGCCGUGGGUACGAUGGAUUACAUCCUUUCAACAAUUUCUGCAGUGUAUUCCCUGACUCCACUUCUUGAUAUGCUGAAGGUGCAUGGAAAGCUGAUCACUCUGGGGUUGCCAGUAAAGCCUCUACAACUGUCCAUCUUCGAUAUAGUUUUGGGGAGAAAGUUUAUCGGAGGAAGUAACAUAGGAAGUAUCCAGGAUACGCAGGAGAUGCUGGAUUUUUGCGCAAAGCACAAUAUCACUGCAGACAUUGAACUAGUCAAGAUGCAAGACGUGAACAAAGCCAUGGAUAGGCUUGCCAAAGCCGAUGUCAAGUACCGGUUUGUGCUGGAUGUGGCUAACUCUCUGUCGCAGUAGAUCUGCUCUGCUUCCAAAGCUUGAUGGGGAUUUGCUUUCCUUCAGUUUAAUUAAAGCAAUAGUAAUGGUAGUGUGGAUGGUAUUUGCUGUCCAUGAAAAUAAAACGGUUCCAUUAGCUUGUCUUUAUUGGCUUUCCUUUAUCAUGUACAAGUGGGCUCCACUUUAUCUUGACUUUGCAAUUAAUAUCAAAAAUAUGUUUGCAAUACACGCCAUCAAUUGCACGCCAUUUGUGUGACGUCAUCUUCCUUCCCUGUAUCCUUCAAAAGCUUGCAACAGCAGAUAAUAAAGAAAGCACCAGAUUUGUUUA